Erpetoichthys calabaricus (reedfish) is the source of this 2655-nucleotide messenger RNA. RefSeq names its product lamin B1 (gene lmnb1). Bases 313 to 2094 code for a protein of 593 amino acids. The record is from RefSeq and is a predicted model, not a curated record. NCBI's taxonomy places the organism in Eukaryota, Metazoa, Chordata, Cladistia, Polypteriformes, Polypteridae. The transcript has 11 exons.
UUCUUUCAUUCGGUUGGAAGACAAAGUAGAGGGAGGCGGUGGCCGCGUGGUGUUUACAGCUUUCCGAUUUUGCUUUGCUUUUUGUAGCGUUUAUUUCCCCUACUUUUGUUCAUUUAUUUUAUUUUGGUAAAUUCCCAGCUUUUGCUCUUUUAUUUUCCCUUCUCCUGUGUGCAGGUUAAGGUUAAAAAGGCGGUCUCGGCCACAACAGUUGAACGGGACGAUAGGAAUUCAUUCAUUAAGCGCUUUGUCCCGCCGUUUAAUUAAACCGGUAUAAAUUAAUUUUCCACCUUUGUCGCUAGUAAUUGUUUAAUAAUGGCAACGGCGACAUCCACUCCGCUCGGCCAGAGAACAAGUACCCGUUCCAGUAGCAGCACCACUCCUCUGAGCCCUACUAGGAUCACGCGGCUGCAGGAGAAAGAAGAGCUUCGGAACCUGAACGACCGACUGGCGAUCUACAUAGACAAGGUGCGCAGCCUUGAAUCGGAGAACAGCGUCCUACAGCUGCAGAUCUCGGAGAAAGAAGAAGUGCGCAGCCGAGAGCUGACGGGCUUGAAGGGUCUUUACGAAACCGAGCUCGCGGACACCAGGAGGUCACUUGAUGACACCGCCAAAGAGCGAGCCCAUUUGCAGAUAGAGCUGAGUACGAUUCGCACCGAGCACGAUAAGCUUCAGCAAGACUUUGUAAGAAAAGAAGCAGAACUUAGUGGAGCCCAGGCCAAAAUUAAAGAGUUAGAGGCUUCUCUUCAUGCUAAAGAGUCCAUUCUAGCAGCAGCACUUUCUGAAACGAAAUGGGCUGAAGCCAAUGCAGCAGAGAAGGAAGAACAGAAUGCACAACUAGAGGCACUGUUGGCUGCAGCAAGAAAGCAGCUAGGGGAAGAGACGCUUCGAAGAGUAGACUUUGAGAAUCGAUGCCAGAGCUUGGCUGAGGAAUUGGAGUUUCGCAAAAAUAUGUUUGAAGAGGAGAUUAAAGACACACGGCGCCGGCAUGAAACCCGUCUGGUAGAAGUUGAUUCUGGGAGACAGAUGGAGUACGAGUUCAAACUGGCACAGGCACUGACUGACAUGAGAGCCCAGCAUGAUGAGCAAGUGAAGCUGUAUAAGGAGGAAAUGGAGCAGACCUACAUGUCCAAACUUGAAAACACAAGACUAGCUUCUGAGAUGAACAGCAGCUCUGUUAGCCUGGCCCGUGAAGAGCUGAAAGAGGCAUAUCUAAGAGUGGAAAGCUUGUCUGGUCAACUAGCCAAUCUUCAGAAAGAAUCACGUGGAUGGCAAGAUAGGAUCAGUGAGCUUGAAGAUGCUUUGUCCAGAGAGAAGGACACAAGUAGACGGCUUUUGGCUGAAAAGGAGCGGGAGAUAGCCGAGAUUAGACAGAAAAUGCAACGACAGUUAGAAGAGUAUGAACAGCUCCUGGAUGUGAAACUCGCUCUGGACAUGGAGAUCAAUGCAUAUAGGAAACUACUAGAAGGAGAAGAGGAGAGGCUUAAGCUUUCUCCUAGCCCUUCUUCUCGUGUGACUGUCUCAAGAGCAUCUUCCAGCCGUAGCGUUCGGACCACCCGUGGCAAGAGAAAGCGUGUUGAUGUAGAAGAGUCAGAAGCCAGUAGUAGCAGUGUUCGCAUUUCUCAUUCGGCAUCUGCUACUGGGAAUAUAUGUAUUGAGGAAAUAGAUAUAGAUGGGAAAUAUAUCUCAUUGCAGAACACUUCAGAGCAGGAUCAGCCAAUGGGUGGUAUGGAAAUGAUACGAACAAUUGGUGACAUAUCUGCAGUUUACAAGUUUACACCAAAAUAUGUCUUGAAAGCUGGCCAGAAAGUUACUAUCUGGGCCUCAAAUGCUGGCGUUACUGCAAAUCCACCUACUGAUCUUCUAUGGAAAAAUCAAACCUCCUGGGGUACUGGAGAAAAUGUGAAAGUAACACUAAAAAAUUCUCAGGGAGAGGAGAUGGCCCAAAGGACCACUAUUUUUAAAACAUCUCUACCAGAAGAAGAGGAGGAGGAGGAAGAUGAUGAUGACCAUGAACAAGUUCAUAUAAGAGAGGCUCAUGUCUUCCACCAGAAGGGUGAACCAAAAGAAUCUAGAAGAGGUUGUUCGAUUAUGUGAAGACAUUAAGAAUGACCGUCUUUCCCCUGUUGAACCAAUGUGCUGCCAACUUUAUAAUUUCCUCAUUUUUUUUGUAUCAUUUAAUAUUUUAUUUUUAAUUUGUAAAAUAUAAAUUCUUUCUUUUGCAGUUGAACAUGUAUUUCGUAAACACUUUUUUUUCUGCACAUUCUUUCGAUGAACUUUGAAUUCUGAGAACACUUAAUACAUUUUAGUGGGUUAUACUAAUUAUGUACUUUUUUUUUUUUUUUUUAAAGUGUGAUUUGAAACUUUUUUUUUAAUUUCUCUGGCAGCUUGCAGUUUAAAACAUGUAUUCAGGUUUACUCCCUACUUAGGUGCUGGAAAACACUUUUACUAUUUUCUUAUCAUAAAAAAAAAAAAUCAGCAUUUUUUUUAAAGAAAUAGUUUUUAAAAAUGUCAAUGAACAUGUUGAGAAUUUGAAGGAUAUUCAGUUAGGUUUUACUGUGUACUGUUAGUUUGGGGGUGGGGAUGUAGCUAGGUAUUGGUUAUAAGGGAUUAGUCUUUUACAAAUAAUAUGAAAAAAUAAACAUUAUUUAAAGCUUC